UUGACAUCCACAUCCACAUCCCCCCAAACUCAUCUCCUUCCUCCUGCUGCUGACCCAACCCAAAGCCGCCCCAAAAUCUCUCCUCUAGCCCGCCACCGCCUGCCGUGCCGCACCUCGGCGCCGCCCAUCGCCCACCGCCGACGCCUGAAACACCCGCGCCGCCGCCGCCGCCGCCGUUUCCCCCUUUCCCUCGUCGCGCUCCCGCUGCCUCCCCCGCCCGGCCCGCAGUCCCCGGCCAUUGAUUUUCGAGGGCGCGAUGCUGAGCCCGUGCGACCGGUUCCUCCACCGUGCUCCCGCGCCGCCGCCGCCGCUGAAUCCGCAGUCGAGCCUCGCGGCCUCGGUGCCCGGCGCCAGCCGCAGGGACAAAGGCCUCGCGCUCCAGAGCAACGCGGUCUCAGCGGCUCCGGCGAGAACCGCCGAGGCUUGCCCCAAUGCGGUGGUGGUUCCACCCACCGUCGCCGGCACCACCGGGCAGAGUGCUGCCGCGCAAAUGGGAAAGGGUAGGGGCAGGUUGGCCGGCUACGGCGGGUCCAUCCCGGCGAUGCUGUACGCGCUGGAGCGCGUCCGGGACGUCGGGGAGGCGCUGUGGCCGUGGAGGGACACGCUGAGCAGCCGGGAGAGGACCAUCAUCCUCAAGGAGCAGAAGGACUGGCGGCGGGCGGUCGAGAUCUUCGACUGGUUCCGCGGGCAGAGGGGGCACGAGGUCAAUGUCAUCCACUACAAUGUCGUGCUCUGCGCGGUCGGGCGCGCGAGGAGAUGGGACCUCGUCGCGGGCCUGUGGCGCCAGAUGCAUUCCUGCGGCGUGGCGCCGGAUAACGCGACGUACGGUACGCUGAUCGAUGUGUACUGCAAAGGGGGCAGGGAGACGGCGGCGUUGCUGUGGCUCGGGGACAUGUGCAAGCGCGGCUUGGUGCCUGACGAGGUCACCAUGAGCACUGUCCUUCAUGCGCAUAAGAAGGCUGGAGAGUAUGACAAGGCAGAGAUUUUCUUUCAAAGAUGGUCUUCUGAAUCAGAUACAGGGUCGGAUGGACAUCUCUGCUAUAGCUUGUACACUUACAACACCUUGAUUGAUACUUAUGGAAAGUCUGGGCAGCUUGAGAAAGUGUCAGACAUGUUCAACCAAAUGUUGAGGGAAGGUGUUGCGCCGAGCAUUAUUACAUUCAACACACUGAUUCAUGUCUGGGGUAAACACCAUAGGAUGGAGCAGGUGGCUUCUUUGGUGAGGAUGAUGGAGGAGUUUCAGUGCCCUCCUGACACCAGGACUUACAAUACACUCAUCUCACUGUACAGAGAAAGCAAUGAAAUUGAUGUCGCGGAGCACUACUUCUGUAAGAUGAAAGCCGAAAAUUUGGUGCCGGAUGUUGUGAGCUGCCGCACGCUAUUGUAUGGGUACUGUACCAGGGGAAUGGUCAGUAAAGCAGAAGCCCUUGUUAAAGAAAUGGACGAGAGUGGCCUGGUGAUCGAUGAAUACACGCAGUCAGCUCUAACCAGGAUGUAUGUAAAUGCUGGGAUGCUUGAGCAGUCGUGGUGUUGGUUUGAGAGGUUCUGUAAUCAGAUGGAGUCCGAGUGCUUUUCUGCAAAUAUUGAUGCAUUUGGGAAGAAAGGGUACAUAAACCUCGCGGAAAAGGCCUUUGUGUGUUGCCUGGAGAGGAAGAAGCUUAGCGUUUCUGUGUGCAAUGUUAUGAUCAAAGCAUAUGGGUUAGCAGAGAAGCUUGAUGAGGCCUGUGAGAUAGCUGCUGGCAUGGAGAGGUACGGCGUGCUACCUGAUUACUUGACUUACAGUUCUCUCAUUCAGCUCCUGUCAACUGCUAAACUGCCAGAGAAAGCACUCUACUACUUGAGAAAGAUGCAAGCAGCUAAAAUGCCGAUUGACUGUGUUCCAUAUUCUGUGGUGAUUAGCAGCUUUACUAAGAAUGGGAAUUUGCACAUGGUUGAAUGCCUAUUUAGAGAAAUGGUCACUUUGGGGGUCCACGCGGAUGCAUAUGUUUACUCUAUCUUAAUUGAUACAUAUGCUGAAGUUGGAAAUGUCCAGCAAGCUGCAGCAUAUUUUGGUUUAGUGACAAAGGCUGGUUUAUGUGAGAGUGCUUCGAUCUAUAAUUCUUUGAUCAAACUCUACACAAAAGCAGGGUAUCUGGCAGAGGCUCAAAAAACAUACAAGCUUCUGAAAUCAUUAGAUACUGACACCAACCUUUAUGCAUCCAACUGCAUGAUUGGCCUCUACAGUGACCAUUGUAUGGUGAACGAAGCACGUGAGCUUUUUGAGAAUUUGAAGAUUACGGGAAGCGCAAAUGAAUUUUCAUAUGCGAUGAUGGUGUGCUUGUACAAGAAAGUUGCUCGCUACGAUGAAGCUCACAGGAUCUCCAAGGAAAUGCAAGCUUUAGGGCUUCUAACUCAAGCAUUAAGUUAUAAUUCUGUGAUUCAGAUGUACGUAUCUGGUGGGAAAAUGGAGGAGGCUGUGAAAAUAUUUCAGAAGAUGUUGGCAUCGAGCACACCACCAAACGAUGUAACUUUCAAGGCAUUAAAACCAAUUCUAGUGAAAGAAGGAGUUUCAAAUAUUGAGAUAGCAAGAUUAGAGUCUCUCAGAAGGUGUAACACUCAAGAUUGCUUGAAUCAGUGGUACAGGGCACUAGCUCUGGUCGUAAGAUCAGAUGGGACUACCUCUCGACAUACUAUGGGUCACUCUUGUACAAGGAUACAUUCUUUUUACAUUGACAGUUUCUAGAGUAGCAAGUCCAGAAUUUCUUUCAACUGAUUCAGAAUCUUUAUUGAUAUGGCACCAUGAUGAUCUAUCUGCUGUACUGUAAGAAGAGCACACAUGUCAUCCUCAAAAUGAGAAUCUGAUUGUUUUGACAUGAAUCCUGCUAGAUCACUGCAGAAAUACAACACCUCGCGGUGCCUUUCCAAUGGUGCAAAGUUAUAACUCCCAGAUGUUCUUCAAAAGAUGCAUCAUGAAUUUACGAGAAUGGUCACUUGGACCGACGAUCUGCCCUUCAGUCUAUGAAUCGGAAAAGCAGAGCAAUCUGGAACAGACUCAAAUCGAAACUCAGUUGAGAUAGAAUUGGUUUGAGGGAGAGAAAAGUAACUGCGUGGGUUGUGAAAAUGCUGCUUGCCUAAUAUUAAGGAACGAAGACCACUGCCGAAGUACUGGAAGAUCUUGGCCAUUCGGGAGCUUCACCAGGUACAACUACUAAUGUUUGUUCUCACAAGUUACUUAGUUUGGGUUAUGGGUACCUCAGCCAGCUAGUUGGUGUUGGCUGUGAUUUCCUUCCGGAACAAGAGUGGGGCUCCGAUCAUCAUUUGAUUUUUCUUACUGGCUUAGUACAAAAAGGUAUGGUAUAUUUGAUACUACUAUCUGCGCAGCUGCGACAGACGGUUUACGGAGAUCUUGCAAUAAUGGUGUUUAAUUGCCAUUUAUGGUAUGUACAUGGAACAGGGAUACAAUGUCGCAAAGAAACACGACAACUCUGCUGCACCUUUGAUGAAGAAUAAGGGAUCCACACUGCUAGUGAGUUUGAGGCACCAGAGCCUGGAACCAAGUCUGUAAUCUGGAAGAGCAUCCUUCUGGCUUCUGGUGCAAUGCAAUGUUGUGGUGUUGAUGUGUUGUUGUCACUGGUUACGCUGCUUUCAUGUAUUAUUAUCAGUUUCUUGCUACUACCAGUCUUCAAAGUUGCAUGUACAUUUACAAUGGAAGAUGGGGCUCUGUAAAUUUAUGUAUUCAGAAUUUGAUUGUCGACGAGGAGCACUUCA
Triticum urartu is the source of this 3747-nucleotide messenger RNA. Its product is annotated as Tetratricopeptide repeat (TPR)-like superfamily protein. The record is from RefSeq and is a predicted model, not a curated record. Lineage: Eukaryota; Viridiplantae; Streptophyta; Magnoliopsida; Poales; Poaceae. Gene Ontology annotation, molecular function: protein binding.